Messenger RNA from Cylicostephanus goldi, 390 nucleotides. Lineage: Eukaryota; Metazoa; Nematoda; Chromadorea; Rhabditida; Strongylidae. The record is from the annotation of a GenBank genome assembly.
AUGCUUCGACUUGGCCGUCCCCUCCAGUGUAUUCGUGGGCUAGCCUCUGCUGCUACCGCCACAGCACCUUCUCCUGCUGCAGCAAAACGUCCUGCUCGAGCGGGACCGAACAUUGUCCUCGUCGAAGCUGUAAGAACACCAUUCGUCAUGUCUGGAACCGUAUUUAGGGAUAUGUGGGCUGUCGAUUUGCAAAGAGAGGCAUUAAAAGCUUUGAUUGCUCGAACGCAAAUACCAUUCAAAGACAUUGAUCAUGUCAUCUGCGGCACAGUCAUUCAAGAAAGCAAGACGAGUAAUAUAGCCAGAGAGGCGGCUCUAGAAGCCGGCUUCCCAGACAAAAAAUUUUCAAUCCUAGUUAGGUGUUUGGCUUGCACUGCAUUGGUUGCAACGUAA